GAAACCCGCAGUGAGCACCAGCGCUUUUUGCAGCGCUUGGAAGGACGGAGCGCGGGGGAGAGGCGGCGUCUCCAGAAGGAGCAUACGGAUUUCCUGGCAGGGCGCCGCGACACCGACGCGGACUUUGGUGACGAUUGCUCGUCGCCACCGGCACGCACGCCUCGGCCGUAUGUACCGCCGCCGAUGGGCAAGAGCGUGUCGUUCAUGGAGAGGCAGAAGCAGUUGGCCUCGGAGCAGCGGCGUGUGGUGGCUGCCAAAACAUUGGCAGGUUCUGGCAAGAAGGCGCAUCCACGACGCAAGCAGAAGUCGGUGCAUGCGGAAUUCAUCUCGGAGGACGAAGCCGACGACGAAGAUGAUGACUACGAGGAUGAAGAGGCCAACGAAUACGACGACGAUGAGAAGGAGCUGGAGGAU
Messenger RNA from Phytophthora sojae, 414 nucleotides. RefSeq lists its product as hypothetical. The annotation marks the transcript as partial. The transcript has a single exon. Lineage: Eukaryota; Oomycota; Peronosporomycetes; Peronosporales; Peronosporaceae. The record is from RefSeq and is a predicted model, not a curated record.